Messenger RNA from Fusarium mangiferae, 474 nucleotides. RefSeq lists its product as uncharacterized. Bases 1 to 474 code for a protein of 157 amino acids. The record is from RefSeq and is a predicted model, not a curated record. NCBI's taxonomy places the organism in Eukaryota, Fungi, Ascomycota, Sordariomycetes, Hypocreales, Nectriaceae. The transcript has 2 exons.
AUGACAGUCGACGCCUGUGUAGCAGGUAUUACCUCAGCAGGAGGCUCACCUCCCCUGCAAGAUCGUAUCUAUGACUGCGAAGAAUUCGACGUGGUCACAGUUAGUCCGUACAGCGUUGUUGUUACAACCGUUAAAAAGCGAUGUAAGUACCGCAUCCCUACCGGUUGGCCCACUGCAAGGCCUACAAACAGACAGCUCAUCCGCCGUCAAGAUCCCGAUGCGACUGCUAUCUUUCCCAGCGAGGCGCCUGCUUAUGUUACUUAUUGUAACUCGGCUGAGGAGUAUCAUGGUGCUUGUUCUCGCGCUGGCGUUACUGCUGUGACCACUAAUCUGACAACACCUACCGAAACGGAAACUAGUGAAGAGGGUGCGUGUCGUGCUGCGUCGCUGGUUAAGAGGGCUGGUGAAGGUGUGGGAUAUCGAUUUGAGGAUGAUUGGGAUGUCAUCCGCAUGCCGGGGUGGAGGUACUUUUGA